Molecule: messenger RNA, 2208 nt
Organism: Notodromas monacha
Lineage: Eukaryota; Metazoa; Arthropoda; Ostracoda; Podocopida; Cyprididae
Source: the annotation of a GenBank genome assembly
AGGUGAAUGAAAAACAUGAGUGCCUUGUCGAUUGAAGUGGGAGAUAUUUCGGGGACGUAUAACAUAUUUGAACAUGGUGGAAGACGGUCGGAUGAAUCUUACGUACCCGCGGAAGGACUUGAGGGGGCCGCGUUCCAGUCGGGUUUCCCUGCGGCGGAAAUGACGCAGGACGAAAUGAAGGCUUUCUCUGAUAUUGCUACUGGAGCUGUGGAAGCUCGGAAGGUGUAUUUUUAUCUGCGGAACCGCGCAUUACAACUGUGGUUGGAAAAUCCGAAGAAGGAGCUGGUAUUCGACGAUUAUAAUGCGAAGCUCGAGCGGCCGUAUGACAGUGUCGUGUCUUUGGCUUACCGAGUUCAUGCCUUCUUAUCACGAUUCGGUUAUAUCAAUUUCGGAGUGUUCACUCGGGUAUCCCAGCGAGCAGUUCGCCCCCGUCCGGUGAAAGUACUUGUUCUUGGAGCGGGAAUCUCAGGACUCGCGGGUGCAUCCCAACUCCAGCAAUUCGGUUUCGAAGUAGUCGUUCUAGAAGGCCGAGAUCGUGUUGGUGGUCGUAUCGCUACCUUCCGCAAGAACAACUACAUCGCAGAUUUGGGAGCCAUGGUCAUAACUGGCCUUGGUGGGAAUCCUUUGGCUAUUCUUGCUCGACAACUGAAUACAGAGUUGCUCAAAAUCCGACGGAAAUGUCCGUUAUACGAGGCUGCGACCGGGAAUCCAGUAUCAAAGCUUAGAGAUGAUUCAGUCGAGAAAGAAUUCAACAAGUUGUUGGAAGCUUGUGCUUUUCUUGCUCACGCCCUAGACAUUGAUAGAAUUGGGCGGAAGAAACUAUCCCUCGGUGAAUCUAUGGAGUGGCUGAUUAUGCUUCAAGAAAAGCGCGUAAAAGAAGAUCAAAUCAGAUACUGGGAGGAAUUCAAUAAAUUACAGAGUAAAAAGAUUGAUGUCAUGAAGAAGAUGUAUGAACACCAAGAAAAUGCUGACUUGCUCAAGAAAAAGGUAGAGAAAGACUUGAAAGUGCUCAACAAGAAGCAGAAAGACCGUGGAGAUAAAGUCCGUGUCACGAGACCUUCAAGUAUGAUAAGACCAGAGGAUUUGCCGCUGAUUGCUGACAUAAAGCUCAACCAGCAAGCUCGGAUGAAGGCUUUACGGGAAUGGAAACGUUUGCAAAUGAAGAAACAAGUACUAGAAACUCGUCUAGAGCGGUUGGAGACAAAUCCUCCUCCUGACGUGUAUUUGUCACCAAACGACCGAAAAAUUUUGGACUGGCAUUUUGCAAACUUGGAAUUUGCGAAUGCAUGUCCUCUUUCUGAACUCUCGCUGAAGCAUUGGGACCAGGACGAUGAUUUUGAAUUCAUCGGAAGUCACUUGUCUGUUAUCAAUGGAUACUCUUCUAUUCCGGUGGCGCUUGCCGAGGGUCUUGAUAUUAGAAUGAAGCAGAUAGUUAACGAAGUGCGUUAUGAUCAACACGGCGUGAAGGUUACCACAAUGAAAGGAGAGGAGUUCGAGGGCGAUGCAAUUUUGUGCACUUUACCUUUGGGGAUUUUGAAAGCAGCAGUCCGACGGGGGAAUGGAGAAAAAGGGAAUGAAGGAGGAAUGCGAGGCUUGGACCCGAUAUUCCGUCCACCUUUACCUAUGUGGAAACAAGAAGCGAUCGAGCGAUUGGGAUUUGGGGUGCUCAACAAGGUGGUGCUGUGUUUCCAACGCGUUUUCUGGGACCCCAGCGUCCACUUGUUCGGCCACGUCGGCACAACUACUGAAAGCAGAGGGGAGCUUUUCCUUUUCUUCUACUUGUACAAGGCUCCUGUGCUAGUUGCUUUGGUUGCUGGGGAAGCAGCCGGGGUCAUGGAGAGUGUGAGCGAUGAAAUCAUUAUUGGAAGGUGCUUGAAGGUGUUGAAGAGCAUUUUCGGUCCGGACGUCGUGCCGCACCCGACAGAUACGGUUGUGACCCGUUGGAAAAGCGACCCUCUGUCCAAAGGAUCUUACUCUUACGUUGGGAUCGGCGCCUCGGGAGACGACUAUGAUCAGAUGGCGGCACCCGUGGCCCCACCAGACUCUGACGGGGAUUCUAAGUGCUCUAGAUUAUUUUUUGCCGGGGAACACACCAUCCGGAAUUAUCCGGCUACUGUUCACGGUGCCUUGAUGUCCGGCCUCCGGGAAGCUAGGAUAAUUGCAGAUCAAUUCACGGGCUCGCCGUACGUUGCUGUGGCGAAAAAGUAG